AUGCAUCAUAUCAAUUACAGUGCUCUUUACGCUGAUCAUUUUGAUCCCAUUUUCAUGGAUGACUUCUUUGAUGCACUAGUAAAGCUCUUUUUAAAUUGUCAAUUAUUCUUGGUGGACGCUGGAGUUCGUGAUCUACGUCUUUUACUUUUGUAUAUUUUCUGGUUUUGGAAUCAACUGACUUCCGCAAUCAUCUCAUGA
Molecule: messenger RNA, 198 nt
Organism: Plasmopara halstedii
Lineage: Eukaryota; Oomycota; Peronosporomycetes; Peronosporales; Peronosporaceae
Exons: 2
Coding region: 1-198 (65 amino acids)
Source: RefSeq, a predicted model, not a curated record